GCUCCCGAUUCUGCCAGUUUCACGCAUUGGCAUUGUCAGUGCUGCAUCGUCACGAAAACCCAUACCACCAGAUAUCCGAGACCGACGCAUGGGCAAUUUUCAACUCCGCUGAAUUGCCUGACACAUCAACCCACUCAGCCAUUGUGGCCGAUCUGACUCGGACUCAAAGCAUAAAAAAAAGGCGCGUCUUUCUAGCCCCUGGAACAGUCCCAAAAGAUAUACCCAGCCCUUCCCUGUCAACAACUGGCUGCGAGACUUUCUCUAAGAAACCACAUCACGAUCGGCACAACAAGUCAAUCGGCAUUGCUGCUCCAGCCCUGCAUGAGCAAGUCUCCCAGAGCCCUAGACCCAAAUGGUAUGUUACCAUCACGCUUUGAGCAUUCCUUCCCACCUCUCACCACUCCCACACUACAUUCCUCCUACACUCACAUCAACAUAUCCGAUAGUAAAGUGCAAUCAAUAUCUAAUCGAUAGCCUACCGCAGUUCCUUACUAGUCCUUCCUUCCAACUUACUUAGCAAGGGAGCCAAGUCAUUCAUAAUUUACGAUUGUUUGUUCUAAAGUACUUCACAACUGGUCGACCACAGCCUUGGGGCAUUGAAGAAGAUUCGUUUGAGAAUCGGCUGAAAUUGAAAAGACAGAGAGAGACCAGGAACACCCAACCAGUAUUACAGUAGACAAGAACAAGCCAGCAUCCUAUGGUAGCAGUAUAGGAUGCCCAUUAUGGCGAUGGCCGACGAACAUCCUGAAAGAUCAAGUGUUCAUGUGGCACCUUUGACCAUACACAAGGAGAGAACAACAAGUCGAACCUCAAAUCGUUCACAUCACUCCAGAAAUAUGUCCUCGAAGGGCAGCAUUGGAACCGGUGUCUCGACGAAUACCCAAUCCCAAAUCACUCCCCCAGCAACACCGAAUGGCUCACAGGAAGAUCUCAAUCAACCAAUGGCGCCUUCAAAUCCUGUUUUCCACAAUUUCUUGCGCGCCUUUUACCCGUUUCAUCCCACAUAUACCAUCUCAGAUUCGACCGUGACGCUACCAUUGAACGAAGGUGAUGUGAUCUUGGUACAUUCGAUACAUACAAAUGGCUGGGCAGAUGGGACCCUGCUGGCGUCGGGCGCGAGAGGAUGGCUACCAACGAACUAUUGCGAGGCCUACGAACCGGACUCGAUGCGAAAUUUACUAAAAGCGCUAUUACACUUUUGGGAUUUGAUGAGGAGUGGGUUGACAUGCGAUAGUGAAGUUUUUGGAAACCAAGAAUUCCUGAGAGGAAUUAUAGCAGGCGUUCGAUAUCUACUAGUAGGUUUCGUCGAAGACGACUUGGAAAAGCAGUUUGUUGACCUCGAGGCAGGAAAAAUCAAGUUGUUUAACGCGUGAAUCGCCAGUCGUGCAAGGAAAUGACGGGCUUCGAAAGAAUCGCAAGGCUCUGUUAUCAGAUCUCUCUUCGCUCGUCAAGACAGGUAAGAGAUUACAGGAAUACACUGCUGGUCCUAGAUACGCACAAACGGACCAGGACGACGUAAACAAUACCAUCGAUGAAAUGAUACUGAAGGCCUUCAAAAUCGUCACUCGCGGGGUUCGAUUUCUGGAUGUUUUGGACGAAGACCUGCGGUCGCGUCAACCGGUUCAUCGGGUAAUGGCAACCGUCGCUGAGGAAGCUUACAACCCACCAACGCCUCCCGCGGAUUCAACGUCAUUUGAUGGUUCACAACAUGGAGACCCUGCAUACGGUGCAGCAUCCCGCAGGAUUUCGAGUCGCAGCUCGGCAAGCGGAUUGUCCUCACUGGCAUCCGAGGAGCAAACGAAGCGACUGUCAAACAAGCGCUUGUCAAGGCCAAUUUCUGCUCAGCUCAAGAGGCAAUCAACCAUAUCCCAUCGUAUGUCACUCGUGGCCUCUAUACCCGCUGCUCAGCGACAGAACCUGGUUUCCGAGAAGCUGAACGCGAGCCACGAUACAUUCCUCUCAUUCUUGGGUUCAUUUAUCGGACGGUUACACCUUCAGUCGCAAUCGGCAGCGGAACUUCUCAUAUCGGUUCGACAGUCUGUCACGGCAGGACGAGAAUUGCUCGUGGUGGUCGAGGCGGUUUGUGCACACGACCAUCAGAGCGACGAAGCUUUAGAGGCCUCGCGAAAUGCAAUGUAUGACCGUACCAACAAACUUGUGGUUGCGGCGCGUGAUGUUAUCAAGGCAUCUGCCAUUGAAGGGGAAGAUGUGGUAAUGCCCCAACAAAAUGGUGGAUUGCUUAUGGCUGCAACAAGUUGUGUCAAGGCGGCAGGAGAGUGCGUGGCGAGGACGAAGUUUGUCAUCGAGAGAAUAGGAGAUUUCGAAUUUGAGCCUCAAAAUGCGGGGCUUGGGAUUGAUAUCUCGUCCAUUGGCGUAGUGGUUGCGGAGAAGCCGGUUGAGGAACCCCAGGUAGAAAUCCCACCGGAGCCCACCAGUCGGCCACCACCGCCGCCUCUCAUCAUCCCAAGCCAUGAGAAACCUCUUCCUGACCUUCCGGAGAAGUCGCCUUCACCUACUGAUGCCAAGCCAAUCGCAGAAGGUGCGGUUGAGAGUGCAAGAAGACAAUCAACUGGGACCAAGAGAGAUUCCUUACUACCACCGCUUCCAAAGACGACAAGCCCAGCAGGGGAUGAUUACAGUCCUUCGGAAAAGUCUUCCCAGCACGACAAUGAUUUCCAAACCUCCUUUAGGUCGGGUAGCAUCGCAAUAUCAAGUUCAGGUACAAGUAGCACGUACCUCAGUGGUAUACGUGACUCUGAAUCUAGCAUGUUGUCACAAGCCUCGACGCGUGCCACCACACCAGAUCAUUCCGCCUACGUUCCACGGAGUCAACCCUCCAUUUCAGACUUGAGCAUCUCUGGCAGUCUAUCAACCCUUGCAGACGAGGUCGAUGAGGGCGAAUCGAAAAUGCUGGAAAAGACAUUUGCUCACGAACUACUCUAUAACAAAGAAGGUCAGAUUACUGGUGGGACUUUGCCGGCUCUGGUUGAGCGGCUCACUACCCAUGAUUCAACACCAGAUGCCAUGUUGGUUUCAACCUUCUACUUGACAUUUCGAUUAUUUGCCACGCCUGUCGAACUUGCUACUGCCCUGGUAGAUCGAUUCGACUACGUUGCAGAGAGUCCACAUAUUGCACGCCCAGUGCGAUUGAGGGUCUAUAAUGUAUUCAAAGGCUGGCUUGAGUCUCACUGGCGCGAUCUUACGGACCAUGAAUCUCUCACUGUCAUCGAGCCCUUUGCAAAGGAGAAGCUCGGAAAAUUUCUCCCUGGUGCUGGAAAACAAUUGCUGGAUUUGGCCAAUAAAGUCACCUCAACUGAAGGCCCAUUGGUCCCUCGCCUCAUUUCUUCCAUGGGAAAGACAUCCACCUCAAUUGCACAAUAUAUUCCCGCCGACACCCCCUUACCUACUCCACACAUGAGCAAGAGUUCAGUGCUGGUUUUGAAAAACUGGAAAAUGGGCGGCAGCAACCCUACGAUUCUCGACUUUGAUCCUCUGGAGCUGGCUCGACAGCUGACGAUCAAGGAGAUGAACAUCUUCUGUUCGAUCAUGCCCGAGGAGUUACUUGGCUCCGAAUGGACAAAACGAUCUGGGUCGAAUGCGGUCAACGUAAGGGCGAUGUCAACACUGUCAACCGACCUUUCUAAUCUUGUGGCCGACACCAUUCUUCAGUACGAAGACGCCAAGAAGCGAGCAACCAUCAUUAAGCAUUGGAUCAAGAUUGCCGCCAAGUGCCUUGAGCUCAACAAUUAUGAUUCGUUGAUGGCUAUCAUAUGCUCCCUCAACUCUUCCACCAUCAUUAGAUUGAGGAGAACUUGGGAUGUGGUAUCGCAGAGGCGAAAGGAUCUGCUUGAUGCUCUACAAGCAACUGUCGAGCCAGACAAGAAUUACGCAAUUCUUCGAAAAAGACUCCAUGACCACGUGCCACCAUGUCUUCCCUUCGUUGGAACGUACUUGACUGAUUUGACUUUUGUGGACGCUGGUAACCCUGACACAAAACAACUUCCUGGACUCGGUGGUUCUGAGGGAAUGCCUGUCAUCAACUUUGAUAAGCACACUCGAACAGCCAAAAUUAUUGGCGAAUUGCAACGAUUCCAGAUCCCUUACCGUCUGAUCGAAGUAAACGAUUUGCAGGAGUGGAUCCAAGCUCAAAUAGUCCGUGUUAAGUCGUCACCGGAACAGGAGAACGUGCAAAAGUACUAUCGCAAAAGUUUACUUCUCGAGCCACGCGAGACCAAGACGAGUCCAGUUGAGGGACAGAUGCCCUUUUCAAUGACUGGCCACAACACCAAGUUUGAUAUCUUUGGAUGGUCGCAUUCUAAGGAUCGGGAAAAGGCUAUGUCUACCUCUUCCUCCCUAUUUUGAAAUCCGAUAUCUACGGAUACCCCUUUACGAAUACCCUCUCACGACACACCACAACACACUUCAUGACGACCCACCGAUUGAUUUGAUACCCACUUUGAAUAGCGUUUUAGCGAAUGAUCUUUACGGGCUCGGCGAAAGCAGGCGUUACAACGGAUGGCUUACCCCCGAUCAUGUUUGAUUAUAGCCUGUUUUUUUCUUUUUCUUUGUUUCUUUUUUUCUUUUUUAAACUGAUUUCUGUCUUUUUUUGCUGCGACACAUUCUAUUGAUUGAUUGAAUAACAUUUCGCAUUCGCGGCUGGCUGCUACAUCGCAUGAACAACCUUGCUCCACUGGACACAAGAGCAACAGGGGAAUCGAGAUUUGGAGAAUUGGCGAAUUUCCCUGGGCCAUCGAAUCAUUGUAUACACACCAUUUGUUCCUAUCAUUGGAUGGCGACAGGCCCUCGCUUUGGCUUUUGAGCAUUGGCUUCCCUACGUUAUUUCCCCUAGAAUGGGGCGAAGGAGGAAAAUACGAUGGGAUCAUGUCUUGAGUCGGUGGGCGAACGAAAUCACUGGGAUUUUGAGAAGAAGUUUGGGCUCACGCCUAAAAAAACAUUUUUCUUCGGCUUUCUUUUGCUUGUAAAUAAAAGGCUUCCCGCGCUUCGACUUCUUCCGACCUGUUUUUCUUUUCUCUUGUACAGAAGGACGGACUGCCUAAUUUUUCUUACUAUGGCUUCUUUGUAUCAAAUUUGGCGCGGUUGUGUUUAAUGGCUGGCCUUAUCUUUAAAUGGAGGAAAGGAAAAUGAAAAAGAGGCGUAUGGCAUGGAAUGGCAGGCAUGGAUGGAAUUGGAAUGGAGUGGGUAUGGGGUAUAUGAUACCAAUUGCUUGCGCUCUGAAGGAGAAGUAAGCUGGCUAGCCUGACUUGGGGCUUGAUGUGUAAUGUUUGCU
Messenger RNA from Hymenoscyphus albidus, 5287 nucleotides. Lineage: Eukaryota; Fungi; Ascomycota; Leotiomycetes; Helotiales; Helotiaceae. The record is from the annotation of a GenBank genome assembly.